Molecule: messenger RNA, 536 nt
Organism: Mercurialis annua (annual mercury)
Lineage: Eukaryota; Viridiplantae; Streptophyta; Magnoliopsida; Malpighiales; Euphorbiaceae
Product: serine/threonine-protein phosphatase 7 long form homolog
Exons: 3
Coding region: 6-536 (176 amino acids)
Biological process (GO): meristem development; meristem maintenance
Source: RefSeq, a predicted model, not a curated record
CAGCCAUGGCAGCUGCUCACGAUCACAUGCAGCCGGGUCCUGAAAGACCGGCGCUACUUUUUUUACAGCAUGACCAUAUCUCUCAGGAUGUCUGGGAUGGCACGGGAUCUGACGAGGGAUUUCUGUCUCGCGCUAGCUGUACGACUAGAAGGAGCGCUGUUCUGCCGUUCGCUAGGUUGGACCACCGUAUUCGGUCGAUGAUCGAGCCUACUGGAUUUGCAGGCUGUUUUGCUAUGCGUCACUACAGCGUCGACAUGCAGCUGAUCACAGCCCUUGUGGAGAGGUGGAGGCCGGAGACCCACACUUUUCACUUACCCGGCGGAGAGUGCACGGUUACACUACAGGACGUGGCCAUUCAGACCGGAUUACCAGUAGACGGUCAUGCUGUUACAGGAGGUAUUGUACAUGAUUGGGCUGCAGUGGCAGAGAGGGUUUUGGGGAUUCCUGCGUGCAGCCAGGGAAUUAAUUCCCUGGCUGCACAAACAAACCGCGUAACACUUACGCGGUUUGCCACGUUGGCAAUGCAAACCGCGUAA